Durusdinium trenchii is the source of this 2307-nucleotide messenger RNA. The record is from the annotation of a GenBank genome assembly. Lineage: Eukaryota; Dinophyceae; Suessiales; Symbiodiniaceae.
AUGGCAGAGCCGCGCGAGGCGGUUGGGGAGGCAGCGCUGAAGCUGCUCAAGGAGCCGCAGGUCAAGGUCCUCUCGCAGUUGCAGGUGCUUAAGAUCUUCAAUGCAGGUUUGAAUCAACUGCCCGAGACCUUGUGGAAUUGCAAAGAGCUGCGACAGCUGGACAUCGGAGCCAACCCAUUGGCCGGCGCGCUGCCGGCCGCGGGGCUAGCCGCGCACUUGACCUCCUUGGAGAUCCUCUUCGCCGCGAAGAUCGGGCUGAAGGAGCUUCCCAACUUGGCCGACUGCCCCAAGCUCCGGAUGUUAGGGGUCAAGGACAACCAGCUGAGCAGUUUGGAUGGAAGCCUUUUGCCCGACACCUUGGAGUGGCUCAUUGCAGCAAGCAAUCAAAUCAGCCACUGGGGACGCAUGAGCGAUCUGACUCCCAGCCUGUUUCCCGAUGUUGAAGCUUUCCAGGAUGAAGUCAGAUGUGCGCUGCAGAACAUGGCGCGGCUGAAGAGGGUGUCCUGGUCGGUGAAACCAGCGAUGGAAGACGGGCCAGGUCUCGUGACCGAGGUGAUCGGCUUGGAGCCAUCGGUGGGACUGAGUCUGGAGUGCGUUUAUGUCUUUUUGGCAGAUACCACCUUUUCAUGGCUCGGGCGAACGCUGUCCUUCGUGGCACCGGUCGUGGCACUGUCCUUCGUGGCACAGGUUCGGAAGCUCAUGCUGAGCCACAACCAGCUCACCUGUGCCACGUUAGCUCCCGUGGCCGCCAUCGAGGCCCUCGAGAUGCUACGGGUGGCGCAAAACCGUUUAGAGGCCUUCCCGGAGGCUCUGCUGAAGCACAAGCGCUUGGCUUGGGUGGCCUUGGGUGCCAAUCCCAUGGCUGAAGAGGCUCUCGAGAGGCACCUGGCCGGCGGAUUUCAGAGCUUGGAUUUCAAGGAAGUGAAGUUGGGUGAAAAGCUGGGCAGCGGCGCUGGAGCAACCGUCUACCAGGGUGACUGGCACGGCAGGACGGUGGCGGUGAAGAUCUGGGAGGCCGAGACCUUCUCGGACGGCACCGCGCUCUCCGAGUGGGCGGCCAACCGGGUGGCCUCGGUGCCCGGGCAUCCAGCGCUGGUGGAGGUGCUGGGGACCUUCGAGGAGCCCAGAGGAAUGAUCCUGGAGCUACUGCCCAAGGCCCAGGCGGCCGCGGCGCCCCCGAGCUUCGCCACCGUGACCCGCGACGCGCUACCGCAGCAUGGUGGAAAAGGCACCUGCUACACGCCCUCCGCGGCGAGGCAGAUUGCCGUGCGCGUGAGCGGCGCCGCGGAGUAUUUGCACCGCAAAGGGCUGAUGCACGGAGACAUCUAUCUCCACAACACCUUGGUGAUCCUCACCGACUCCACGUCGUCCCCCAGCGCCGACGGGCUCGGCGCCGGCGCCGGCGGGCUCGCCGACGCGCGGCUCUCGGACUUCGGCGCCUGUGCGGCGGUGGACGCCGCGGAGCUGCGGAGGUUGGAGGUGCGCUCUUUUGGCUGGCUCUUGCAAGACUUGCUGGAAUGCCAUGUGCCUCCCGGCACCGAGGAGGAACGACGAACCAUUGAGCUGCUGAAGGUGUGGCGGGAGCGAUGUGGAGCUGAAGAUCCGGAGCAACUGCCAUCCUUCCAAGAGAUUCAUGCGGCCCUCAGCACCACCGGUGGAGAUGGCCCCCCCUCCCUAGAGGGGCAGGACGCGCGCAGCAUGCGGCAGGAGCUGGGGGGGCGGCCCCAAAAGGUGGUCGGCUACGGGCGGGACGGGUCGGAGCAACGAGGAGGUGCCCGGUGGUACUUCCCAGCGUCAGCAGUGCAUCCGCGGUGUUUGCCCGAGAAGCCUUCUGGGCUGCUGCUUCUGCGUCGCAGGAUGGCCAAGCGAAACGAUGCAACCGCCUGCCCACACUCCUUCGCCGAGCCUCGAGAUACGAAGCGACAGAGAUGCUUCGCAACGCGAGAGACCGAGGUCCCGAGCUCUGCAGACCGAGGUCCGGAGCUCGAGCGCCAUCACUCAGUCAGAGUGGACGUCGAACAGCCGCCACUUCAAAGCCAAGCCCGAAUGGAGCCUCACGUUGGUCUGCAGCGACAUGGGGCAGGUGGCCAUGGGCAGCAAAGCAGCUGCUUUGAGGCGAAUUCGGAGGGUGUGGAAGCUGCUGCUUACGCGAGAAGUGCUUCGGUGGAAGCGUACCACGUGGUUGGGGAGUACGUCGGAUUUCGGAAGAGGCCGAUCUACCACCUGGUGGCCCUGCGGCCCACUAGCGAAGAGGCCUUCCGGAUGGCCUGUGAGAAGGCGGGGGCUUUGGGAAAAGGUGAGGCUUGA